UUGAAUGAUUUUCCUUCGUGGCCGGUCACUUUUCCGGCAGACAUCAGCGAGUUCGGUUCGAUUUCCUUGGAGAGUUGACUCAAGUAUUUGCAUAUUAAAGUUAAAGUGAGUGAAAUGUAAUUUUAAAUUCAUUGCUUUAAAGCAGACAGCAAGCGUGAGAAAAUGGAACGCUAAACCGGAGGUGGUAGUUCGUUCGAAAAUCGUUAAAAGAAAACGUGAAACAUGUACCUGUACAAUUUCACGCUUCAGAAGGCCACCGGCAUUACCCAUGCUGUACAUGGGAGUUUUGCCGGUACCAAGCAGCAGGAGAUCCUACUGGCCAAGGGUAAAAGCUUGGAACUGGUGCGACCGGAUUCCAACACCGGAAAGGUGCAUACACUGCUGCAGACAGAAAUUUUCGGGGUAAUCCGUUCCUUGAUGUCUUUCCGAUUGACCGGAGGAACUAAAGAUUACGCGGUGGUCGGUUCCGAUUCUGGUCGUAUUGUCAUUCUGGAAUACAAUCCGGCCAAAAAUCUGUUGGAAAAGGUGCAUCAAGAGACGUUCGGCAAAUCGGGAUGCCGUCGGAUUGUGCCGGGCCAGUUUUUGGCCAUCGAUCCCAAGGGUCGUGCCGUGAUGAUCGGAGCGAUCGAAAAACAGAAGCUGGUUUACAUUCUCAAUCGAGAUUCCGAGGCUCGUCUAACCAUCUCUUCUCCCUUGGAAGCUCAUAAAUCCAACACACUGACUUACCACACGGUUGGGGUUGACGUUGGCUUCGAAAAUCCCAUGUUUGCUUGUUUGGAAAUAGACUACGAGGAAGCAGAUUUGGACCCGACGGGAGAAGCUGCUGCCAAAACCCAGCAAACCUUGACAUUCUACGAGUUGGAUUUGGGACUUAACCACGUGGUACGGAAAUAUUCAGAACCGCUAGAAGAGCACGCCAAUUUUCUAAUUUCUGUACCCGGUGGAAAUGACGGUCCUUCGGGAGUAUUGAUUUGCUCGGAAAAUUAUCUGACCUACAAGAACUUGGGUGAUCAGCACGAUAUCCGUUGUCCGAUUCCGCGAAGACGUAACGAUUUAGAUGAUCCGGAACGUGGAAUGAUCUUCAUCUGCUCGGCCACCCAUCGUACAAAAUCGAUGUACUUUUUCUUGGUGCAGACGGAACAGGGAGAUAUUUUCAAAGUCACGCUGGAGACCGAUGACGAUGUGGUUUCGGAAAUAAAGCUAAAAUAUUUUGAUACUGUAGCUCCAGCCACGGCAAUGUGUGUGCUGAAGACAGGUUUCUUGUUCGUUGCCUGUGAGUUCGGAAAUCACUACCUGUAUCAGAUUGCCCAUCUGGGAGAUGACGAUGAUGAGCCAGAAUUUAGCUCGGCCAUGCCCCUUGAGGAAGGUGACACGUUCUUCUUCGCGCCAAGAUCAUUGAAAAAUUUGGUAAUGGUGGAUGAAAUCCAUUCGUACGCUCCUAUUCUGGGUUGCCAGGUAGCUGAUUUGGCUAACGAAGAUACUCCUCAGUUGUAUUUGGCUUGCGGUCGUGGAUCAAGAUCAUCCAUUCGAGUUUUGCGACAUGGUUUGGAGGUUUCGGAGAUGGCUGUUUCUGAACUACCCGGUAACCCGAACGCCGUUUGGACCGUCAAGAAGCGCGUUGAUGACGAUUUCGAUGCCUACAUCAUAGUGUCGUUCGUUAACGCCACCCUGGUCCUGAGUAUCGGCGACACCGUUGAAGAAGUGACGGACAGUGGUUUCCUUGGAACCACCCCAACGCUUUGUUGUUCGGCUCUCGGUGAUGAUGCCUUGGUACAGGUUUAUCCCGAUGGCAUUCGACACAUUCGGGCUGACAAGCGAGUCAACGAGUGGAAAGCACCCGGUAAAAAGACCAUCAUCAAGUGUGCCGUCAAUCAGCGGCAGGUGGUCAUUGCCCUGUCCGGUGGAGAGCUAGUGUACUUCGAAAUGGACCCGACUGGUCAGCUGAAUGAGUACACCGAACGCAAGAAGAUGCCAUCGGAUGUAAUGUGUAUGGCUCUUGGUUCCGUGCCGGCUGGCGAACAGCGAUCUUGGUUCUUGGCUGUCGGUCUGGCAGACAAUACAGUUCGAAUUAUCUCUCUGGAUCCUAGCGACUGUCUCGCUCCCAGGUCUAUGCAGGCCCUUCCCUCUGCUGCCGAAUCUCUCUGUAUCGUGGAAAUGGGAACCGGGGAUACCAAUGAAGAAGGGAUCAUUUCUUCAGCCGGUUGCAUAUAUCUGAACAUUGGUCUCACCAACGGAGUCUUGUUAAGAACUGUGUUGGAUCCGGUUUCCGGUGAUCUGGCAGAUACACGAACCCGUUAUUUGGGAUCUCGACCAGUUAAGCUUUUCCGUAUUAAAAUGCAAGGUUCGGAAGCCGUUUUGGCAAUGUCAAGUCGAACGUGGUUGAGUUAUUAUUUCCAAAAUCGUUUCCAUUUGACCCCACUUUCCUAUGAAACGUUAGAAUAUGCGUCAGGUUUCUCUUCGGAACAAUGUUCAGAAGGUAUCGUCGCCAUUUCGACCAACACCCUAAGAAUUUUGGCCCUGGAAAAGUUGGGAGCUGUUUUUAAUCAGAUUACAUUUCCUUUAGAGUACACACCGAAACGGUUUUUGAUCCACAAUGAAACAGGUCGUUUGAUUAUCAGCGAAACUGAUCAUAACGCCUACACAGAAGAAACGAAAAAUAUUCGUAAGAACCAAAUGGCUGAUGAGAUGCGAGAAGCAGCCGGUGAAGAUGAACAGGAGCUUGCAAACGAAAUGGCUGAUGCUUUCAUAAAUGAAGUCCUCCCGGAAGACACCUUCUCUUCACCGAAAGCUGGGCCAGGAAUGUGGGCAUCCCAAAUCAGAGUCAUGGAUCCGAUCAAUGGACAUACCUACAGUAAAGUCCAGCUGGCUCAAAACGAAGCUGUCAUGUCGAUGGCAUUGGUUCGUUUUCACGUUGAUCAGAAAUGGUACGUCGUUGCUGGAGUUGCCAAGGAUCUGCAACUUAAUCCGAAGGUCAACAACGGAGGUUUCAUCGAUGUCUACAAGUACGACAUCCAUACUCAUCAACUAGAACACUACCAUCGUACGGAAAUCGAUGAAGCUCCUGGCGCGCUAUGUGCAUUCCAGGGCCGCGUGCUUGCUGGUGUUGGACGUGUCUUACGUAUUUAUGAUCUUGGAAAAAAGAAACUCUUACGAAAAUGCGAAAACAAACACAUUCCAAAUCAGAUUGUCAACAUCCAAGCCAUGGGUUCUCGGGUUUUCGUAUCCGACGUUCAGGAAUCUGUCUACUGUAUUCGAUACAAACGGCAGGAGAAUCAGUUGAUAAUUUUCGCCGACGAUACUCAUCCACGAUGGAUAACAACUUCAACCUUGCUCGAUUACGACACCGUAGCAACGGCGGAUAAAUUCGGUAACAUGGCCAUCCUCCGGCUUCCUCAUUCAGUAUCGGACGACGUUGACGAAGACCCUACUGGAAACAAAGCACUAUGGGAUCGUGGUCUGUUGAACGGUGCAUCGCAAAAGGCAGAAAACAUUACCACCUUCCAUCUGGGUGAAAUAAUCAUGUCCCUCCAGAAAGCCACCCUAAUUCCGGGAGGUUCGGAAUCGCUCAUCUAUGCAACCAUGAGCGGAACCGUGGGGGCACUGGUUCCAUUCACCAGUCGGGAGGAUUACGACUUUUUCCAACACCUGGAAAUGCACAUGCGGAAUGAGAACACCCCGCUCUGUGGGAGAGAUCACCUAAGCUUCCGCAGCUACUACUACCCGGUCAAGAAUGUAAUGGAUGGGGAUCUGUGCGAACAGUUCACCUCGAUGGAUCCGGCCAAGCAGAAGAGUAUCGCCACCGAUCUGGGCCGUACGCCGAACGAGGUGGCUAAAAAGUUGGAAGACAUCCGCACGCGGUACGCCUUCUAAGAAUUGUAUAUGUUUGAAACACUUGGACAUUGUCGGAGUGUUGGUUUAUUGAAGAUUUUCAUUUAGUCAAAAUGCACGGACAUUGGCACUGCUUCAUUGAAGAUAAUUGGAUUUUUUCGCAAGUACAUGAUGAAGUAAAACUAUGCAGCUGCGAUAUCGUCAGAUAUUGUAAGCCACAUCCAACCAGUUCAUGGACCUUUUUUAAAGAUAACGAUGAAUUACAAUUUGCACCUACGUCUUAAAGCUGUUCCAACUUUCGUCACAUCUUACAUUGGAAGGUUGAAAUAUCUUCAAUGCCACCCUCAUCAGCACAGUUUAUUUGCUCCCUGUUUCUGUAAGAACGCACUUAACCGGAAGGAUACUUCGCAACAUAGAUAAGAACAAACCGUAUAAGCAUCAUGGAACGCAUGUAACCUUUUCACGUUGCAGUGAAAACAAUUUGAAGUUUUAGUGUACCCUACCCCCUACCCUGGCAAUCCAGACUAUACUUACGGUGGUGGUGUUCUCUGAUCGUAGCAAUAAACAGACUUCUAAUAUGUAA
Molecule: messenger RNA, 4411 nt
Organism: Uranotaenia lowii
Lineage: Eukaryota; Metazoa; Arthropoda; Insecta; Diptera; Culicidae
Gene: Sf3b3
Product: splicing factor 3B subunit 3
Exons: 13
Coding region: 223-3870 (1215 amino acids)
Biological process (GO): mRNA splicing, via spliceosome
Cellular component (GO): nucleus; U2 snRNP
Molecular function (GO): protein binding; U2 snRNA binding
Source: RefSeq, a predicted model, not a curated record